Messenger RNA from Acanthosepion pharaonis, 1854 nucleotides. The record is from the annotation of a GenBank genome assembly. NCBI's taxonomy places the organism in Eukaryota, Metazoa, Mollusca, Cephalopoda, Sepiida, Sepiidae.
AUGGAUCUUCUUGUAGAAGACGAAGAUGAAUUUAAAGAUGCUGAAAUAAGUGGAAGUGAAGAUGAGUUACAAGAUGCUGAUGCCGAGAGGAAACGAAGCAGACUCAUUGAUUCUGUUUUGGCCCUCAAUAAGAAAAAUGCCAAAUAUACACAGAGAACAAUCCGAUCAAAAGAAAUAACAGAAUUCAAUUUUGGUUCCAGUAAUUCAUCAGGCAAAAUUCAUGUUGGUGAAUUGCUCCAGUCGUUGGUUAAAAUUCAGAAAAAUAAAAAGAUAAAAAACCAAUUGAAAAGAAUUAAAGAAACUGACCUUUUGAAGAAACCUCUCCCCAAGCAUGAACAAGAAAAAUUUGAUCGAACCACUGCUUAUCAAAAGGCCAGUGAGGAAAUAUCUGCUUGGAAUUCUACUGUCUGGCAAAAUCGCAAAAAAGAACAUCAAGAAUUCCCUUUACAAACAGAAAAGGUGGAAGUUUUUAAUAAUCAGACAUUUUGUAAGAGAUUUGUGGCAAGGAAUCCUCUUGAAUUAGAAAUCCAAGCACUUCUUCAUAAACAUGGUAAGACAGAACAAAGAAACAAAAUGCUUACACCAACUGAAGAAAAAGUUCUCAAAGCCAUGGAUAUCAAUGAAGCAAAAAGACGUCGGAAUGAAUUAAUGAAGUACAAGGCUUUGUUGAAUUACCAAGAACUAAAAGCGAAAUGGAAAGGAAAGAUCAAAAGCAAAAACUAUCGGCGACGUUUAAAGAAAGAAAGAUUAGAGAAAGAAAAAAGUAACAUUCAUGAAUUGGCUGAGAAAGAUCCAGAAAAGUUUGAGGAGAAAAUGAAAAUGGUUGACAAGUCAAGAGUGAAGGAACGAGCUUCCUUAAAACAUCGAGGGGGAAGCAAAUUUCAAAAGAAACAAAUGAUGUAUGCUAAAUACGACCCAAACACACGAGACAGAAUUGCAGAAAUGGUCAGCAAGAACAAGGAACUGACCAAAAAGCCUAUUGUAUUUUCUGAAGAAAGCAGUGAUGAGAGUGACAGCAGUGAAGAAGAAGAAGAAGAAGAAAGACCUAUCAGAACCCUGACCAAUUCCAGUAAUUCUUGGAUGAGUCAAAAGAAUGCAGCGACAAAGACGCCUGUUCGGAUACAGGUUAAUCCCAAAAUAAUAUCGGUAAACAAACCACAGGAACCUCUUGUGGAGGCUGAUAAUGUUGAAUUGAUCACAGAAGAAGUGAUGCCGACAAGUCUGCGAGAAGCAAUGCCAGGAAAGAAGACAGUGGAAGCACCAGCAGUGCCAGAAAAUGAAUCUUAUGUUGAUGCUGGUCAAGUGCUGAGUGCUGGUAACAACAUCUCUACCAGCAUGCCGAUGCUUUUGGUGAAUGAAGAAUCAGAAGACGAGGACAAUGAUGAUGAUGAUAAGGAGCAAAUGGCUUUAAGUCAAGCUUUUGCUGAUGAUGAUGUUGUGCAAGCUUUUUCAGAAGAGAAACGAAAAACUGUAAAUGCUGAAAAUCCCUCAGAUCUUGAUCUUGUCCAGCCUGGAUGGGGUUCAUGGUGUGGAAAUGGCUUGACUGUCCCAAAAUGGAAAAGGAAAAGGUUUACCAUUAAAGCUAACCGUAAAAGACGUAAAGACGACCGUUUGGGCCAUGUCAUCAUAAAUGAGAAAAAAGACAAGGUUAUUUCAGCAUACCAGGUGAAAGAAGUUCCCUUCCCCUUCACAGAUGCCAAAACUUUUGCUCGGAGCAUAAGGGCACCAAUUGGCAAAGAAUGGAACUCCCAGAUUGCACUUAAUAAACUAACCGAACCAAAAGUGACCACAAAAUCUGGGACAAUCAUUAAACCAAUUGACAAAAGUGUCUUGCUCAAAAAAGACAAAGAAUAG